AUGUCGAAUAAGCAACAGCCGGCUUUCCCGACCCAACAGCAGUCUAGUGUUAACGCUGGUCCUUUCCUUCAAAAUUGUGUGAAACCUGUUAAUGUUCCUCUUCAGAUUAAACGGACUGUGAUAACAGACGAUUACACUCUGACGAGGCAGGUGCUCGGGAUGGGGAUAAAUGGCAGAGUUUUGGAAAUAUUCAACAAAGAGAGUGGGGAAAAGUAUGCACUUAAGGUAAAUAUAUUAUCUUUAAAAUUGAUUUGUCAUACAGAUACUAACAUUGGUGAUUUCUGUGUACUAUAACCUUAUUUUUCACAACGUUGACAUAAUGGCACGGUAAAAAGUUUGUGUGUUUUGUUGUGUGUCAUGACAAAGUAGACUAAUACGUUUUAAUGUGUCAGAAUAUGGGAACUGCACUUCUAAAACGCUGAAUUUGUUGGUUAAGAUACAACAACAUGAAUUCUAAACUACCAUUGAAAGUAGCCUACCCUUGGUCAUGGUAUGAUAUUUGAUAUGUUUAUGAAGGGAGAUGUUUAUGAUCAGAGACUGUUUGUGAUUUUGUCCCAACUUGCCUUGAUUUUGACCCAAUUAAAAAAAUCACCAAGAUCACAUACUGAAUGUCUGUGCUGGAUUUUUGAGCAUGGUUAUUUUUGUGUUAUCUGCAUGGAUUUUAAAGGCCUACCAGUAAUAUCUUUUCUUCUUCUUCUCCUUUCUAUCAUCUUAUUAUUUCUCCUAUAAAUGGCUUACAUCCAGUUCCACAGCUUUGAUAGUCUUCCUGUAUGUCUUUGAGUGAUAAUAAAGAAAAAUCUGGAUUUAAGGAAUAAAUUAUGUCUGGGCUCAGUAUAUCCUGCAUUUAAGAUGGCAUGUGCAUUUAGACUAUGGGGCCUUCUUUGGUCCAUUUACUUGUUAUCUACAUUUCCUUGCUCUGGGAGUGAUUUUUCUUGUUCUCUCUCAGUCAACAGGAUCAAAGCUUGGGUGUUGAUGAAAAACAACCUUCAUGCAGAGAUUGUCUGUCUUGUGUUACAUUCUUAAAAUGAGAGGAGAGAGCAGAAGAGGCUAAGCCCAAGAUGUUUCAGGCUUAGCUCUUGAUGUUGAAAGUUAACAGAUGCUUUUCUCAUAUCUUUGAUAUUUUUGAAGAUCUGCGUCUCACAGUCACCCCCUCUCUACCCCUUUUUUUUCUUUUUUUAACAAGGCUCAGUUUCAGCCUGUAUAGUGAGAUAAAUAACUACAUUACCUUUGUGCAUUCCUCUGGUACUAGUUUGUUACUCGAAGCCUAGCGUGAACUUGAGAAUAUACCUGCAUUUGAAGAGUUCAAAAGGUGAACUCACAGUGGGCAUCAAAUGUGAGUUUGAGAUUUUUCUCUCUUUGAGUCCUGUAAUUUUGCAGCAUUUUUGCGAUGAUACACAACGGGUGACUUUGUCAGGGUCUAAUUUCUGUUCCUGUCUGUAAAUUAUAUAUUUCCCCUGUAGCUUUGGUCUCUGGUGGACCCUGUUGACUUGAAACAGAGAGGGUAACAUGCCUGUGUCUAAAAGUAGCUUCAUGAAGAGGCCUGAAAUGACUGAGAGAUUACAGCAAGGGGUUGAGUACAGCGGGGCAAGGUGUCAUUCAGAUGGUGCUUCUGCUUUUGUAUGUCAGGGAAGGUGUUUUAAGAAUGGUAAAUACUACUUUCCAUUGACUGCCUGAAAUUGAACUGCAGUCAGGACAAGCAGAACAAAACAUGAACACAUCCAGUUUCUAUUCUGACCCUUUGAACACCAGUAAAUCCUUCAUUCCUCACAGUCAAGCUUAAAUAAGUCCCAAUGUCUUAUUUUCAGAUAUUUUUGAGGUCUGUCACAUUCCCUCAGGAAAUGAGAGAACAUUUCAUUAAGAUGUAUAGUGUGUGAGUCGAGGGAAUAGACAAUUGCAGCAUUCCUCUGUAAAUCAUGGUCCUCACAAAGAGUCCAAAGAAAGUAAAAGUACCAUCUUUGAAGGUGCUGCAAAUACAUAUGGUCAAAAUUUCAUGCAAAUGAAAUUUCACACAAUGAUUAGAUCCUAUGAUGCAGGAUCAUUAAACUGUUGGCACUGUAAACAGUAUUCAGCUUGUUCUAGCUCUGAAACCCAGAUCUGCCCAUAUUCAUUGAAUUAUCUCUGGUGGAACAGUAAGUGUGGGAUUGGAACUGUUUCACCCAUUUCAGCAUUAAAUAACGAACAAAACCAAAAGUGCUCGCUUUAUUGCAUUAGUGUUUAAAAUUUGAAUAUGCCUGUUAAAAAUGAAAAAAUCAGCUCCUUUCCCAUGUAGCACAAGCAAUUAAAUUCUUAGCAUUUGCGUGCCUUCUCUAACUGGCACCAGGUUGUUACAGAGACAAGGAGAUGAGUUGCAGCAAAGGCUGUAUACCCUUGUCAUUUUCUUCAACCCACAGUUCAUAAACCCAAAGUUAACAGUUUAUCCAUCAUUUAUAAAGACAACAUGAAUAAAUUACUUUAUCCAAGAAGCUUGAGAAAGCAAUUGUUGUGGAUUUUGUUUUACCAACGCCGAGGUUAGACGAGUUUCAGACGCAUUUUUGUAGCAUUUGUUAAAAAAUUUUUGCAACAAAUAAAUGAUAACAAUCUGACCUAAAAAGGAGAAAAAAGUACAUAUUUGACUGUUGUGAACCUGUGUUAGCCAUUAUUUCCUGAUGCCACCAUGAAAUGAUUAGGUGGUGUAGUUAUCCCACUAAUCACCUACUAACCAGUGUGCGCUUUGAGACCACAGUUCACACCUCGAGUCCUUGAUGUUUGUGUGUUCAGUGAGGUGGUUUUGCCUGAAAGUCUUUUUAGGGUCGAAUACUUUUAAAUUCAACCCAACAUUUUCCUGGAGUUGCUCUUUAUUUUUUAUUGAACCAAGUACAUGUCUGACUGACGAAGUGUUGCUGCAGUUAAAUGGACUUUCUCUGUUUAUAUUCCGUGAGCUUUAUACUAGCUUUUAAAAUAAACACCAAAGUAAACCACUGCCAAGACAUGGUUUUUAGUCAGGAACUUACACCCUUUUUAUUGUUCAAUUAUGGUGACAGCUGAACUAAAACUAAAACUAACCCAAUAAACAGAUCUGGUUUUGCUGUGUCUUGUUUAAUGACCUUUCCUAAUCCCCUUCUCUUUGUGUCCCAGAUGCUCCAGGAUUGUCCAGAGUCCAGGCGGGAGGUGGAGCUCCACUGGCGGGUGUCACUUUGCCCCCACAUUGUACCCAUCAUAGAUGUUUAUGAGAACCUCUACCAGGGAAAGAAGUGCCUCCUUAUCAUUAUGGAGUGGUGGGUUUUACUGCGUACACCCAGAAACACGUACAGUCAGAGCUCAUCUUGAAUGUGUGGUCUUAAAAAUUGAUUGCAUGUGUUGACUAAAGUUCCUUCCUCCUUUCGAUUCAUCUUAAAAUUGCUCCUGGGAGUUUUGUCUCAUGUUAGCUGCUCUGUGGGUUGGUGGAGCCUGCCUUAUUUUAAUGCAUACCAACUGACGAGAGAAGUUUCCAGAACACUUCAGGGCCAAAAGUAAUAAAAUCAGGCAGUCUGUUUUGUCUAAACAUAAUAAAGCAUAAUGAAGCAAGCAUGUGCUGCUCUUUCUUUGAACAGGUAAGAUCAGCAGAUGGUUAGCAUUUGAUCCUUGAAACCGAAACUCAAGGAGUCUAUGUAGAGUUUGGCUCGCUCAGAUCUUUUUCUUAGGUCUGUAGUCUUAAGGAUAUGUAGCUCAAAUAGCUAAAAGCGAUCACUCAUUAUGAAAUGAGUUUGAAGUAUCACAAGAUUUGUAGAAGGAGCUUGUCGCAAAAGUUAAAAGUUGAUGUUAUGGGGACGUUAUCUUAGGAAGAGUUUUGGAAACUAUCUCAGCAAAACUUAACAUUGGAAGAGGAAGGUUUAUAAUGCAAUGCAGAGACUCUAGAGGAAGCACAAGUACUCCAUGUCUGCACAGCAACAUCACACGUUACCUAAUGGGAGAAAAUGUUUCCCAUCUGGACAUGAUAGGAUUAACAUGAUGCCAAUACUGAAUAAUCCCAACCAUGAACUAUAAAAGUAAACUAUGACGGCCAAGUCGAGAGUGUUCCCAGUGUGUCACGCUCCAAGCUAUUGUAAAUUUGAUAAAAGGCUUUUUUAUCUUGACAGCCUAUCAGCAGUUUUUGGUGUAACAUAUUUUUUUUCUUCUUUUUGGAAUAGAAGGUGGCAAAAAAGAUUAAAGCAAGUUCUUCCAGGUUUCGUAAGAAGAUUGCUUAUGAUGUAUUUUGUCAUGAUGAUGUAUCACUGUACUUCUGUCCAUUUUUCUGUUUUGGUUUCUAGUAUGGAUGGAGGUGAAUUAUUCAGCCAUAUCCAAGACAGAGGGUAUAAUGCAUUUACAGAGAGAGGUAAAGUUACCCUGAUUCAGAAGUAAGUUUAAGUUACAAUCAGUAACAUUUAAGCUCGGGUUGAUUUGGCUCUCUUUUGUUUUAUUCAUUUAUUUAUACUUACAGUCAGUAAACAUACAGUAUAUUGUAAUGAUAAGAAAGUCAGACAAUUCUUGGGCUUUUGCCUAUCACAUUAGAUUUUACGCAUAAGCUAUAAAUGAAAAGUUUCUUAAUCUUAAUGGGGAGAGUGAUCAGAAGACAGUGCAACUGUUUUAAGUGAAGAAAAAUGGCUUAAAGGUGGGGUAGGCAGGAUUCCAUUAAAGAAGCAUCUUUUUUUGUGGUGUAUAUACAAAAAAGCUUAAUAUCAGUCAAUAGCUUUAAGUCAUUGAUGACAUUUGGGAAUAUAAUGAUAUCGCUGUGUUCUGUUAUGUCUGUGUAGUCAACAUCUUAAAUUUUUUGAGCGGCCCACUCUUUCUGACUGUAAACAAAGCCAUUCCCCGCCUCCCCCAACCUGAUUGGUUGUGAGGCAGACGCUGCUCCCCAUGUUGUUCACGAGCCUAAACAAAGUUAGCGUGCUACAGUAUCGGACAGUAGAAACCAACCAGAAAGUACAGAAAAUUGUCAGAAUCCUCCUUUGGCCACGACUGCCAACACAAGCAAGAAAAUUAAGUAAAUACCGGAGACUCUGGCGGAAUAACGGGCGCUUAAAAUGGAGGUAGACCGGACAAGAGCUAGAAAGCCGGGUCAACGUCAAUGAUUACACGAUGGGGGAUGCUUCGGGAUCUUACUGACCCUGUAAGCUUUCUGCUGGACAGGUAAACCGCUUUAACAAAGUCAGCCAAGUGUCUGUAACAGAGGCUGUUUACCUCGGGUCCUGGAGUUUGUCACUUUAUCCUAGUUGUAGAAGUCCUGCAAACAUUGUGUUUGCUGCUAGUCUGUUGUCAUCUACAGUAGCACCAAUGCUUUGUACGUUCACGUUGAUUGGGCCCCAUUUGUAAUUAUCUGAAGUAUUUAUCUACAUUCUACCUGAAUUUAUUUGGAAUGAUGCGAGCGAGGACAAGCGUCUGUUUGUGGGCGGGGCUUGCUAGAGCAGAGAGGGAGGGGAGAGGAGGAGCUGAGGGGAAAACUGGUUGGGAGGGGCAGUUUUUACAUUUAAGAUUUCUUCCAAAAACUGGCGCUUCCUCAGAUCCUGCCGACCCCAUUUCUAAGUAAAAAAAAAAAAAGUAUGUCAGUAUGUAUCAGUGUUAGUAUCAAAUCUUGGAAAAAGGAUUGUAACCAUAUCCAAUUAAAUGCACUGCCAAAUACUGUCUAUCAUCUGCUCUGUUUUAUCGUUUGUGUCCAUCUCGCCUCUCUUUACCUCAUUUUCCAUCAGAGGCCUCUGACAUCAUGAAAAGUAUUGGAGAGGCAGUCGAUUUCUGUCAUUCCAUCAACAUUGCUCACAGAGACAUCAAGGUAAGAUAGAAGGAUAACAAGUGGGUCAAUGUGUAAAAGCUAAUACCUGAGAUAAAGUAGCUAGAUGAGUGGAAAACAAUUUUGAUCACAAAUGACAGUGAGAGAGCAAAGGCUGUGGAUCGAGUUAGACCAGUUGGAAAGCCCUCAAUGGCAACAGUCAGUUCAAUCGCUGAAACAACACUGGAAGUGUUUUUGUUGUUAAAACUUACUUUGUCACUGAGCCACAGUCCUAUUUUUCAUCUGUUCUGACAGCGCUUAUAAAGAACAAAACAAACAAAAAUGCAAAAUGUCGAAAGCUGCAUAAUAGAAGAUUAUCUGUGUCUUUUUUCUCAAAGUGCCACCCAACGGUAUCAAUUAUCAUGAGAAAGUUUGCAGCUGUUUGAGUGGAUAUAAAUCACACUGACGGUCUAACUCUAACAUGCGUAAUCCCAGAUGAGUGAAGUUACCAGAUGAGAUAUUAAAGAUUAUUAGAAUGACAUACUGUACUUGCCCAGAGUUGUGCAAAAAGCCAUGAGGGAAAGAUUAGAGAAGAACAUGCGGCAGAGGUCCCUGCACAGAUUAAACUGCAAUAUGAGAGAUGAGGGCAAAAAAAAACGGCAGCCUCUGUACUUUAAUCUAAUCUUUAUACAUUUCUGAAUCGACUCUAUGCAAGGUUUUUGAUUAGUAUUUUCAAUUUCUAACUACUCACCAGUGGUCUCUCUAUUGUGAACAUUCAUAAUUGUUACUUAGAUUUAGGAAAGGUUUUGUUUCUUCCUGUCAAAACACAAGGGGGAAGACUGAAGCAUUUGAUUCUACUUUACAGGUGAUUGCUUUUCUUGGGUUAUUGACCAGAUAUUUAAACAUCUGAUGACAGACGCUGUGUGUAUCUUUCAGCCAGAGAACCUGCUGUACACGUCCAAAAGACCAGAUGCUCUACUCAAGCUAACUGAUUUCGGGUUUGCUAAAGAAAUCACCACUUUAAACUCACUGGAAACACCAUGUUUCACCCCGUACUAUGUUGGUAAGACCUCACAGCUUGUGAUGCUGUAUAUCUAUGUCUACGCCUAGUUGGAGAUUAACUAAAGAGAUUAUCUGCAAUAUUUUAUCAAUCUGCAGCCAUAAUAGAUUUAACGUUUACUGGUUAACCAGCAGUCUGAUUACAGUAUCACACAUCUGCAUCCUAUAUUUGUGAAAACACUGAAUUUCUAUUUCAAAGCUUUGCUGAUUAUACUGCAAUUUGAUGGUAGAAGUUCAAGGUUACUGUGAUCACUCUUCAGAGAGGAGCCAAUUCAGUGAUUGAUUAGUUAGAUUUGCAAGGUGACCUCAACUCCUGAGCAAAGUAUUUUAUAUUUUGUUUGUUUUCAUUACCUUACCCACCAGAGGAAACAAUAUCACUGCCAAUCUGUUUGUGAAUUAUCUCCAAUUUCAUGCUUGCUCUGCUUUUGUCUACUGACAAUCAUAUUCUGCAGAGAAACACAAAGAAUAGAGAGAAACGUAUUCUCUGGUAGCAGACGUCAGUCCAUCUCCAAGUUAUGUUUUUUGUAGCAAUGUCAGUGGCAGAUGUUAAUCUGUUGUGUUGCAUUUAUUCAAUGGUGCAUCUAAUAUACUGAAUGUAUUAGCUGAUUCGGAAAGGAGGGUUUUAUGUCAACAAGUGAGGGAGAAUUACUGCUUAGAUGAGAAAGAACAGCAACUUGUAUUUAUAAGACGAGUGCAACUGAAUUGUUAGGAGGGAACUACUUGCAACAUCUGAAAAACAUGAAAUCGCAAAGCUAAUUUGAAAAAGCAGCCACAAAGAAUAAUAAUGAAUUGAUUAAAAAGCAACUUUCUACAUUGAUAUUUGAACCAUCUGCACUGGCUCAGAUUUUCACAACAAGUUUAUCUCUAAUCAUCACAGCCAUCUUCUCCAUUCUGGCCAAAGACACGGUGUAAUUCUGUUUGAAAUACUCCUGUUUUUGAACUGCUCUCCGACUGGUUGGCUGAGGCAUAAAAGAAAAAGGCUGCAAAUCAUUUUAAAAUUUAUGUUGUAUGACACAACACCUUUAGCCUUUUGUGUUUGCUUGGUGAACACGUUUGAAUCAUCUACUUGUGCUUUCGCUAAAUCUCACUUUGACUCUGGGGAAUGUUUGUAAGAUUCAUUCACUUGACGUCAGUGACUGAACAUCUCUGUUAAACACAAUUUAUGCCUGCUAGACAAAAAAAAAAAAGAGGUUUUGAUGUUCAGUGUAUUACUUCACACAUACCAAUUUGUCAAUCUUAACAUUUUUUCACAAACUUCUGAAAACUUGACCCGACCCAGACUUUUCUUUGAGUUCUCUCCCAGAGGUGAUUAAAAAGUGAAAAUUGGCAGACAGUUUUUGCAAAGUUGGAAUUAACAUCAUGUGAACCACUUAAAAAAAACACUAACCAGCUCCUUCAGUGACCUUGCUUUUUUCGGCAGUCUUCUGUCUGUAUGAAGAAUGACCACAGACAUGAGUUUUGUAACAGUAGCCAUUGCUACAGUUUAAACUUCAAUCAUUUCUCUUGACACUGUGGUAGCUCCUGAAGUUCUUGGUCCAGAGAAGUACGACAAAUCCUGUGACAUGUGGUCUAUGGGUGUCAUUAUGUACAUCCUGUAAGUCAAACAAUGUGCUUUGAGUCUCUCUUACUGUUGUCUCUAAACACGUGAUCUGUUUUAUCAUCGCGCAUUUCUUGUGUCUUAAACGUAGACUUUGUGGAUAUCCUCCCUUUUUUUCAAACCAUGGUCUGGCCAUAUCUCCAGGAAUGAAAAGACGGAUCCGAAAUGGUCAGUUUAAGUUCCCAGAUCCAGAGUGGGCUGAUGUUUCUGAGGAAGGUGAGACAGACAUUGAAACAGGCGGCGGAUGACUUAUUAAAAGACACACUUCAAUUCUUUUGCCAUUUUUGUUUUUGAUCUAGAUUACAAAGAUGGUAAUAAUUAUUCCUUUUUUUCUAGCAAAACAGCUGAUCUGCCAAUUAUUAGAAACUAAGCCCACACAGAGAAUGAGCGUCACUGAGUUCAAAAAUCACCCCUGGAUUAAUGUAAGAAUCUGCUUUUGGAUUUAAUCUGAUUAAUAAUUUUAAAAGAUGAGAUUUAGUAAACACUGAUCACUGUUUUCUCACUGUCAUCACAGUCAGUGGAAAUCCCACGGACACCUCUUCACACCAGCCGCAUGCUCCAUGAGGAACAAGAUGUCUGGGAGCAGGUGAAGGUAAGUGAUAAGGGUCUUUUUUAUAUAUGUUUCAUGCUUUACCGCACAGUGGAGUUCAUUCAGUCUUGUAUUAACUGUGAAACAUGUCAAACUGCUUGUAUCUUGGGUGUAUUUGUUUCAAAGGGUCACUGUUUCCUUUACUCAGGCUGAAAUGACAAGCGCUCUGCAAACAAUGAGAGUGGACUACGAUCAAAUCAAAAUCAAAACUAUUGAGGAGUCGACUAAUCCUCUACUCCUGAAGAGAAGAAAGAAAGCCAAAAACGCAGCUACACAACCUCCAGGCUAG
This is a messenger RNA of Xyrichtys novacula (pearly razorfish), 9232 nucleotides long. The record is from the annotation of a GenBank genome assembly. NCBI's taxonomy places the organism in Eukaryota, Metazoa, Chordata, Actinopteri, Labriformes, Labridae.